UGGCUUUAUCCUAGAUAAUGUAAAGAUGUCCACAGUAACUGGUCGUGGAGAUGCACAAGAUGGGAAGAUGAAAGAAUCUCCAUUAUCUGACUUUGAUAGUGGAAGAGGGUCCCAGUCCCAGUCCUUGGUUGUCAUUGAUAAAGAGGAUUUGAAUAUACCUGAUGCUGUUGAAGAUGUGAAGAAUGUAGAGACUGAAGAUACAGAUGAUGAUAUGAACAGAUAUGUAUACUCUGAUGAUUUUGAGAGUGAUGAUGAAGAUACAGAUAUAGAUGACAAUGAUGAACUUGCUGCAGAUUUAGCAAGUGGUGUUCCAGGCCUGAAACAGAGAGUUGAGAAUCCUACUUUACCAUCUACAGUAACAACUUUAGAAACUAGUUGGGGGAGUAAGGUUUAUGUUGUAGGUACUGCACAUUUCAGCCAGGAAAGUCAGGAUGAUGUUGUAAAGACAAUAGAAGCCACUCAGCCUGACGUAGUUAUGGUAGAACUGUGUAAUAGUAGACUCAAUAUACUACAGUUAGAUGAAGAAAGAUUGUUAGAAGAAGCAAAAGAUAUAAAUCUGGAAAAAAUUAGACUAGCAGUUAAACAGAGUGGGUUAAGUCAAGGUAUAAUGCACUUACUGUUUCUAAGUAUGUCAGCUCAUCUCACAAAACAACUUGGUAUGGCUCCGGGAGGAGAAUUUAGGACAGCAUUCCGAGAGGCAAAGAAAAUUCCUGGUUGUAGACUGCAGUUGGGUGAUCGUCCUAUCCAAGUAACACUAAGGAGAGCUCUGUCAUCCUUGUCUGUAUGGCAGAAAAUACGACUUGCUUGGUAUCUUCUAACUUCUAAUGAUCCUAUCAGUAAAGAAGAUGUAGAAAAGUGUAAACAGAAAGAUUUAUUGGAGGAGAUGUUAAAGGAAAUGACUGGAGAGUUUCCUGGUCUUAGUGAAGUGUUUGUGAAAGAGAGGGACACAUUUCUAGCACAUUCAUUGAAGCAUGCAGCCCAGCCAUUACCACACCCAAUUGUAGCAGGAGCUUACUUACCGAGUGUAGUUGUAGGUGUUGUUGGGAUGGGCCAUGUUCCUGGUAUCAAGGACAAUUGGGAGGAACUACAGUAUGAUAUUAAAGAUAUUAUGACAAUGCCAGAAGAAGGGUUUAUGUCAAAAAUAUUUCGUUUUGGAGUUAGACUCAGUUUGAUAAGUAUAUUGACAUUUGCUUGUUGGCGAGUAUAUAGAUGGGCAACACCAAUGAUAACUUGAUGUAUGAAAUGGACAAGUUGGAUCAACAUUGCAGUGAAGUGUGUGUCAACAUACUGUCUUGGUUUAAAAUAACGUUCAAAUUACAAACUGUGGAUUUGUUUGACUUUAUCAUUUAAGGUGCAGGUGUCUUUUUGUUCAUUGUUAAAUAUUUGGGGUACAUUUAAUAUAUUUAUAGUGCCAUACAUUGAGAGCUCUAUUAGUUUUAUGAUCAUCGUAUGUAUGUUAUAUAUGCUUCAUUGACAAGUAUAGAGGUGUAUUUAAAUAUAAACUGGGAUCUGAUUAAACUACACAUUUAUCACAUAAACCAUGGAGCAGGAGUGUUAUCAAUCUAUUGAAUAAAAGCGAUAUUACACUAGUGUAAUAUCACUUCAACUUGAUGUCAUUUGCGAUAUAUAACAAAUAUAGCUUUAAAGUGUGCUAAUGUUGGCAUUGUCAACAAAAUAACUUUUUAACUGUAAACUGUUCUUAUUAUGUUCCCACUGAAAAAUUUCGGGGGAGCAUAUAGUCGUCGGGUUGUCCGUCAGUCCGUCCGUCCGUACGUACGUCCCAAAUUCGUGUCCGGUCCAUAACUUCGUUAUUUGAAGUCGGAUUUUAAAACUAUUUCACAGAAAUGAUCACCAUAUUGAGACAACAUGUCACGCCCAACAUCUGGGUCGCUACCUUGAAGGUCAAGGUCACAGCAUGACCUUGCAGCAAAAUCGUGUCCGGUCCAUAACUUCAAUAUUUAAAGUUGGAUUUUAAAAAUAUUUCACAGAAAUGAUCACCAUAUUGAGACGACAUGACACGGGCAACAUUUGGGUCGCUACCUUGAAGGUCAAGGUCACAGCAUGACCUUGCAGUAAAAUCGUGUCCGGUCCAUAACUUUGUUAUUUGAAGUUGGAUUUUAAAACUAUUUCACAGAAAUGAUCACCAUAUUGAGACAAUGUGUCGCGCGCAACAUUUGGGUCACUAUCUUGAAGGUCAAGGUCACAACAUGACCUUGAAGCAAAAUCGUUUCUGGUCCAUAACUUCAUUAUUUGAAGUCAGAUUUUAAAACUAUUUUACAGAAAUGAUCACCAUAUUGAGACGACGUGUCAUGCGCAACAUUUGGGUCGCUACCUUGAAGGUCAAGGUCACAGCAUAACCUUGCAGCAAAAUCGUGUCCGGUCCAUAACUUUGUUAUUGAAGUUGGAUUUUAAAACUGUUUUACAGAAAUGAUCACCAUAUUGAGACAACUGGUGGGCACAACAUUUGGGUUGCUACCUUGAAGGUCAAGGUCACGGCAUGACCUUGCAGCAAAAUCAUGUCCGGUCCAUAACUUCAUUAUUUGAAGUUGGGUUUUAAAACUAUUUUAUAGAAAUGAUCACCAUAUUGAGACGACAUGUCAUGCGCAACAUUUGGGUCGCUACCUUGAAGGUCAAGGUCACAGCAUGACCUUACAGAAAAUCGUGUCUGGGCCAUAACUUUGUUAUUUGAAGUCGGAUUUUACAACUAUUUCACAGAAAUGAUCACCAUAUUGAGACAAUGUAUCGCACGCAACAUUUGGGUUGUUUUUACACUUUGAACUUUGACUUUGACAUAACUCUGACACUACAAGAGGUAUACCUUCCAUGUGUCCAAAACCUAUUCGGGGAGCAUCACCCGGUUCAACCAACUCUUGUUUAAUAUGUGAUAAAAAGAAUAUUGUUUUCGUGUAGAUUCAAUACUAAAUUUAUUGAACCCAUUGAGUAAGACAAUAGUAUGCUCGCUAAAGGCUCGCAUAAUAUUAUUUUAUGCAACUCCUUCAAUAAAUAUAGUUUGAAAUCUACACUCAUUCAAUAUCUUCUAUUCCUGUUAUAAAAUAUGGUCUAAUAAGUUCCUAGAAACUUUACAGCCUACACAAUACAUGUAUAAAACUUAACAAGCCACAUAAGUGCUAAUCUGUUGAUUUUACAAGCUAUAUUCUACACAAAGUGACUCUAAUAAAAGUAUAUUUCUGCUUA
Messenger RNA from Ruditapes philippinarum (Manila clam), 3195 nucleotides. RefSeq names its product traB domain-containing protein-like. The transcript is spliced from 10 exons. NCBI's taxonomy places the organism in Eukaryota, Metazoa, Mollusca, Bivalvia, Venerida, Veneridae. Bases 26 to 1234 code for a protein of 402 amino acids. The record is from RefSeq and is a predicted model, not a curated record.